AUGUCGAAAAGAACAGCUGAACCCCAUGAAGGCCCCGAGUCCUUGAAAGCGGGACAGCGACCUGACUCGGGUGCGAAUGGAGAAGUAACACUGGACUUCGAGGAUGAAUUCGAAGAUGAAUACGAGUCUGAAGAUGAGAUUAUGGAGGCUGGCGUUGAUGGGAGACCAGAUGCUGAAAGAGAAGCUGAGCAGACACAAGACGCCAUGGAUGUGGAUACGAAAGAACAGACAUUCAUUCCCGGCCGAUCAAUACUGCAGCCGGGCAUGUCGUUAACUCCCGAUCCCUCUACCUAUGAAAUGCUCCACGUCAUGUCGACAACAUGGCCUUGUUUGUCCUUCGAUGUUGUACGGGACAAUCUGGGUGAUGAACGCAAGCGGUAUCCUCGGACAUUAUACGCUGUCUCGGGUACGCAGGCCGAGUCAGGAAGAGCCAAAGAGAAUGAAUUGUACAUUUUGCGGCUGAGCAGUCUGUCAAAGAUGGAUCGUGGGAACCAAACAGACUCCGAAAGUGACAGCGACGACGAUGACGAUGAAGGUUCUUCGGAGCCGGUGCUUGAGUCGAAGUCCAUCUCCCUUCCCAGCACGACGAACAGGAUACGGGCCUUUCAACCCGCCUCUGCCUCGUCUGAUCCGACUCAAAUACCCCAGACAUUGACCGCCACGUCCCUCGAAAAUGGUCAAAUUCUCAUCCACGAUGUCUCUCCUUACCUCCAUUCUCUCUCAACUCCCGGCUACACAAUGCCUCCUAACGCGGCGAAGCCACUCAGCACGUUGCGAAUGCACAAAACGGAAGGCUAUGCGCUGGAUUGGGCGCCUUCUUCUUCUCAUCCAAAUGGGCGACUUCUGUCUGGCGAUAAUGCUGGCCAGAUCUUCAGCACCCAACGGACUGAGGGAGGUGGCUGGGUAACAGACAGUAGACCCUUUGUCGGGCACACGGAUGCGGUCGAGGAACUACAGUGGUCACCGAACGAGAAGUUUGUCUUUGCUUCAGCCAGCUCUGACGGUACGGUGAAAGUAUGGGAUAUCCGGAGUAAGAGUCGCAAACCCGCAGUGGAUGUGAAGAUCAGCAAUACCGAUGUCAACGUCAUGUCUUGGUCCCGGCAGACGUUCCAUCUACUUGCCACCGGCGCGGACGACGGCCAAUGGGCAGUGUGGGACUUGCGCCAAUGGAAACCCCAACCUGGAGCGGCUCCAGGCUCACUCCUCAAGCCUAGUCCGGUUGCCGACUUCAACUUCCACAAGAAACCGAUUACUUCGAUUGAGUGGCAUCCGACAGAUGACAGUGUGGUUGCUGUGGCUUGUGCGGACAACACCUUGACUCUGUGGGAUCUUGCUGUUGAGUUGGAUGACGAAGAAUAUGGCAAGGAGGCCGGCCUGGGACUGGGCGAAGGAGCUGAAAAGGUACCUCCGCAGUUGCUGUUCAUUCAUCACGUCGAGGAUGGGAAGGAACUACACUGGCACCCGCAGAUGCCCGGUACAGUGAUGGUGACGGGUGGGAGCGGCCUCAAUGUUUUCAAGACAAUCAGCGUGUAG
Capronia epimyces CBS 606.96 is the source of this 1533-nucleotide messenger RNA. RefSeq lists its product as uncharacterized. Gene Ontology annotation, molecular function: protein binding. The transcript has a single exon. Lineage: Eukaryota; Fungi; Ascomycota; Eurotiomycetes; Chaetothyriales; Herpotrichiellaceae. The record is from RefSeq and is a predicted model, not a curated record. Bases 1 to 1533 code for a protein of 510 amino acids.